AUGGCUUACAAGUGUAUCGUGAUGCUGGCAGUAGUCGGGCUGGUGCGAAGUGCCCUAGUGCCUGUGGCUCCCGCUGUGGCCCCGACGCUCGCUGUAUCCGCGAGAUUAGAAGACUUCGAUGCUGCGCCCCAAUACAGCUUCGCGUACGACGUCCAGGACGCCUUGACGGGCGACUCGAAGGCGCAGUACGAGACCAGGAACGGCGACGUGGUGCAGGGGAGCUACAGCCUGAUCGAGGCGGACGGCACCCGCAGGAUAGUGGAUUACACGGCCGACCCCGUCAACGGAUUCAACGCAGUUGUCAGUAGGGAGCCGGCGUUAGCAGCCAUCGCUGCGCCCGCGGUGCCAGGUGCCGGUGUCGGAGUCUCUUCGGUAGUCCCCGUGGCCGGCGGCGCUCCAGACGGGAUUCCCCGGCCUCAGAUCCCGGCGAGCGGUCCCGACUCCGACGUGGAGGUGAUCGAGGCCCGCUCCGGUCCCAUCAGGCAGUCCCCUCAGAGACUCACCCAGCAAUCGAAUCAGCAGAGCCAGAGGAUAACGGAGCGAGUGGAGUCGCGACCAGCGGAUGCUCCAGUCAGAGCCGUUGCUUCGAACCUCGUCGACGCCCCGGUCAGGACUCCCGCUGUGGCGACCCCACUUCAAUAUCCAGGAUAUGCCGCAUACACGGCGUACUCGUCACCAAUCGCCUUCACCGGCCCAGUCGCCGGCCUCACCUACGCCCAAACUUAUGUCUGA
Molecule: messenger RNA, 732 nt
Organism: Diachasma alloeum
Lineage: Eukaryota; Metazoa; Arthropoda; Insecta; Hymenoptera; Braconidae
Product: cuticle protein 21-like
Exons: 2
Coding region: 1-732 (243 amino acids)
Cellular component (GO): extracellular matrix
Source: RefSeq, a predicted model, not a curated record